AGUACAGACAGUAUACGUGAGACAGUAUAUACAAGGCAGUACAGACAGUAUACAUGAUACAGUAUAUACAAGGCAGCACAGACAGUAUACAUGAUACAGUAUAUACAAGGCAGUACAGACAGUAUACAUGAGAUAGUAUAUACAAGGCAGUACAGACAGUAUACAUGAGACAGUAUAUACAAGGCAGUACAGACAGUACACGUGAGACAGUAUAUACAAGGCAGUACAGACAGUAUACGUGAGACAGUAUAUACAAGGCAGUACAGACAGUAUACAUGAGACAGUAUAUACUAGGCAGUACAUACAGUAUACAUGAGACAGUAUAUACAAGGCAGUACAGACAGUAUACGUGAGACAGUAUAUACAAGGCAGUACAGACAGUAUACGUGAUACAGUAUAUACAAGGCAGUACAGACAGUAUACGUGAGACAGUAUAUACAAGGCAGCACAGACAGUAUACGUGAGACAGUAUAUACUAGGCAGUACAGACAGUAUACGUGAGACAGUAUAUACAAGGCAGCACAGACAGUAUACGUGAGACAGUAUAUACAAGGCAGCACAGACAGUAUACAUGAGACAGUAUAUACAAGGCAACACAGACAGUAUACAUGAGACAGUAUAUACUAGGCAGUACAGACAGUAUACGUGAGACAGUAUAUACAAGGCAGCACAGACAGUAUACGUGAGACAAUAUAUACAAGGCAGUACAGACAGUAUACGUGAGACAGUAUAUACUAGGCAGUACAGACAGUAUACGUGAGACAGUAUAUACAAGGCAGCACAGACAGUAUACGUGAUACAGUAUAUACAAGGCAGCACAGACAGUAUGCAUGAUACAGUAUAUACAAGGCAGUACAGACAGUAUACGUGAUACAGUAUAUACAAGGCAGUACAGACAGUAUACGUGAGACAGUAUAUACAAGGCAGUACAGACAGUAUACGUGAUACAGUAUAUACAAGGCAGCACAGACAGUAUACAUGAUACAGUAUAUACAAGGCAGUACAGACAGUAUAUACAAGGCAGCACAGACAGUAUACAUGAGAUAGUAUAUACAAGGCAGUACAGACAGUAUACAUGAGACAGUAUAUACAAGGCAGUACAGACAGUACACGUGAGACAGUAUAUACAAGGCAGUACAGACAGUAUACGUGAGACAGUAUAUACAAGGCAGUACAGACAGUAUACAUGAGACAGUAUAUACUAGGCAGUACAUACAGUAUACAUGAGACAGUAUAUACAAGGCAGUACAGACAGUAUACGUGAGACAGUAUAUACAAGGCAGUACAGACAGUAUACAUGAUACAGUAUAUACAAGGCAGCACAGACAGUAUACAUGAUACAGUAUAUACAAGGCAGUACAGACAGUAUACGUGAGACAGUAUAUACAAGGCAGCACAGACAGUAUACAUGAGAUAGUAUAUACAAGGCAGUACAGACAGUAUACAUGAGACAGUAUAUACAAGGCAGUACAGACAGUAUACGUGAGACAGUAUAUACUAGGCAGUACAUACAGUAUACAUGAGACAGUAUAUACAAGGCAGUACAGACAGUAUACAUGAGACAGUAUAUACUAGGCAGUACAUACAGUAUAUACAAGGCAGCACAGACAGUAUACAUGAGAUAGUAUAUACAAGGCAGUACAGACAGUAUACAUGAGACAGUAUAUACAAGGCAGUACAGACAGUACACGUGAGACAGUAUAUACAAGGCAGUACAGACAGUAUACGUGAGACAGUAUAUACAAGGCAGUACAGACAGUAUACAUGAGACAGUAUAUACUAGGCAGUACAUACAGUAUAUACAAGGCAGCACAGAGUAUAACUGAACAUACAGUAUUUGCCUCUGCAAACCAAAAAGAAUCGAUUCUGCAAUAUAAUAUGAAUCGUGGAAAGUAAUCGAAUCACUACCAUCAUCAUCACCAUCAUCACCAGCAGCGAUCGCCUCUCCACCUGAUUGGACGGCCCCAAGCGGUGACAUCGGCAGCAGGGAUUACCCAGCAGGCCGUGCUGCUUGGGAGCACAGCCCCCUCGUCGCACACGGCCAAUCACAUGUACCUGCAGGCCACGCAGAUGGCCCAGCAGAGCACACCCGUGCAGGCCGGCCGCACACUGGGCAGCCCCGUUCCGCUCUCGCUGCAGCUCAUCUUCACGCCCGCCGUCACCACGCUGCAGCCCGAGGUCACCAUGGCAACCGCGGGCUCCGCUGCGGCGCAGGUGCAGAACCUGGCUCUACGAAGUCAGCAGGCGGCCGUGUCGUCGUCAUCGUCAUCGGCGGCUGCGUCGUCGUCGGCGGCGGCGGGGGCGUCCGCCACGGUGGGGGCCGGUGGCCCGCAGCCACCCCAGAGCGUGCCGCUCAAGCCGACCGCGGCCGGCCAGUCCAAGCCCCCAGGCCUGACGAAGCCAUCCGGCCAGGCCACGUCGCCCAAGACUGGAGCGGCGGACGAGGGCUGGCGGAGGGGCGACACGGGCAGCCCGUCGUCGGGGAACAUGGCCGGCGCCACGCGAACUCCGACCCCCGUCGCCUCGUUGCCCGUCGCCACGCCGGCCGGCAUGAUCGGGGCCGCCCAGCACCUGAUUUCCUCGCAGCAGAUCCCGCACGCCCAGCCUAAGCCGUCGCUGCACGGCCAGCUGCACGUCGCACCGCAGCAGCACCGGCCCGCGUGCCCCGGCCAGCCUCCGCCGCCGCCGCCGGCGUCGCCCGCGUCCCAGGGCCGCCCGGCGACGCCGCACGGCGCGGGGUCGGCUUCCGGGCCGCAGGCGCCCACGCGGUCGCCCACCCCGCAGGCCGUGGCGCGGUCGCCCACGCCGCAGCUGCAGGGCUCGCCCGGCGGCGCCCAGGCCCUUCCGCAGCCGCCGCCGCCGCCGCCGCCGUCGUCGGCGUCGUCAUCGGUGACCGGGCAGGGCAACGCGCAGGCCCAGCACGCGGUGAUGCCGCAGCCCCUCGCGCUGGUGCAACCGCACGUGGCCCUGAGCCAGAGCCAAGCGUCGCGCUCGCCUCCCAGCACCUGCGACGCCCACCACCACCACCAUCACCACCACCAUCACCACCACCAGCAGCAGCAGCUGCAGCAGCACUCGUCAGCACCGCAGGCCCUGCUGCAAGGCCACAAGGCCGAGCAAAGCAUGGCCACCGCUCAGGGCCGUCAGGGUGGCCACCAGACCGCGCCGCCGCUGCCAGGCGGCGCUUGCCGGCAGGCGGUGGCACCGGCGGCCUCCUCCUCCUCCUCGGCUUCUCUGCAGGUGCAGGGCGGCAGGCUCACGCAGCCUUCGCUCCCGCCGUCCGCUCCCCAGUCGCCGGCGGCGCCGGGCCGGCUGGCGCCGCAGCCACAGCAGGGGAUGGUGCAGGGCCAGGUGAGGCAGGCACAGGUGCAGCCGCAAGCUCAGCAGGGUGCGGCCAGGCAGGGCCAGCCGGCGCCUCGUCCCGUGCACGGCCCCUGCUCGCACCAGACGCUGCCCACGUCGGCGCCGGCGGACGGGAAGGCCAGGGACGUUCUGCCCACGCUGGUGCGGGAGCAGCCCCUGGGGCAGCUCGCGCAGCCCCUGGGGCAGCUCGCGCAGCAGGGCGGCUACGGGCUGCUGCCGCCGCCGCAAACGGUCGCCAUGAACCUGCAGGUGCAGUCGACGACGCAGACGCAGGCCGGAUCGUCUCGUGGAGGGCGGGAGGAAGGUCGCGUCACCACGGCGACGGGGAGCCCGGGAGAGAAGCGCUCGGUGACGCGCAGCCCCACGCCGCCCCCUCCGCCCCUCUCCCCCGUGCAGCAGCCCGACUACCGGCCUGACUCCCACACGCACGACAAGGAGAUGGACACGGGCGACGACGCAGCUCCCUCCAUCUCGCCCUCGGCGAAGAGCCCCGGCGUGACAACCACGACGGCGCACCUGGCCGACGAGUCGAUGGACACCACCGAGGAGGCCCCGGCGCCCGGCGGCACGGGCCCCGAGAGCGUCUCCGCGGCCCGAAGCGAGACGCCGCGGCCGCCCCAGGCGAUCGUGAAGCCACACAUCCUCACGCACGUCAUCGAGGGUUUCGUCAUCCAGGAGGGAGCUGAACCCUUCCCCGUGAGCUCCAAGGCCAGAGGCGCUUGCGUUAUGGUGGGCCGUUCCUCGCUGCUGGUGGAGAAAUCCGACAAGGGCCGGCAGCCGGCGCCGCCAGGCUCCACGCCGUUCCCCUCGGACGACAAGUCUCCUCCGCCGGGACCCGACUCGUCCGACUCGGACAUGGAGGGGCUGAGAGAGAUGGGAGGGGAGCCGGGCCGCGAGGUCGACAUGAUCCAGUGCGAGUUUUGCCGGAAGAUCGACUUUGCUUUCCGCUUCCGCCGCUCUAAGCGCUUCUGCUCCAUGGCGUGCGCCAAGCGCUACAACGUGGGCUGCAGUAAACACGUGGGGCUCUUCGGCCCCGCGCAGCACGACCACGUCUCGCAGCGCCGGGAGCGCGCGGGGCAGCGCGGGCGGCAGCGCCGCAGCGCCAUCCACCCGCUCGCUCGCACGCACUCCAUGCGCCAGCCUGUGGCGGGCGGUGGUGUCGGCAGUGGCGGCGGCAGCGGCAGCGGCGGCGGCGAUGACCGACCAGGGAGCGAGCAGCCGCACGCGGACCGCGCCUCGUCUCCCUGUGCCACCGUCGCCAUGACGACGCGGCGGCGGCAGAGCGAGCGCGAGCGCGAGAUGCGCGACCUGGCGAUGACCGAGCCGUCGGAGCCGCACGGGGAGAGGUUCUCGCACGAGAGUCCCAGCCGCUGGAGCGUCGAGCAAGUGUGGGGGUUCAUCCACUCGCUGCCCGGCUGCCAGGAGGUCGCAGACGAGUUCCGAGCGCAGGAGAUCGACGGCCAGGCCCUGCUGCUGCUCAAGGAGGACCACCUCAUGUCGGCCAUGAACCUGAAGCUGGGCCCCGCGCUCAAGAUCUGCGCUCGCAUCAACCUGCUGAAGGACGCCUGAGAUCCACCCUCCCCGGGCCACUCGGCCUCCGAGCCUCUCCGGUUUCCCUGCCUCUCGGUCCCCCGGUUCUCGGCUUCACAGACUCAAGGCUUGAGAAGUUCUCCUUACGCUCGGACCCAUGGCCUCCGUGGAGUUUGGACCCGCGGCUGCGAGGGGGGUUUAAGAGACGAGGGAGGUUUUUCAGCCUCGUCAAUAAUCGGACGCCCGGGCUGGAGCUGCGUCUGGGCUGAGAUUUUUACCGAGCGAACGUGAAAAUGGAAGAGAUUAGAGAGCGACCCGACAGUGCGGAGGGUGUGGGUGAGAAUAAGGGGGUGGGAGGGAAGGGGUGGAGAAUGUUCAUGCUCGUCCAUGUACUCGGCGCAAUUACAUUCAUGUAGCAAAAAAUAACAACUACAAAAAUAGUUUUAUACGUAUGCGGUCGAUAUGCCUGAGAACGAUGAAUGAAUGACGAUAUCGUUUCAGCUUCGCUUCGCACCGUGUCAUCCACCAUGCUUGCGGUUGCACAUUGGAGCUUGUGUCUGUGCUGCCUGGCGACGAUCGGCCUCAAACAUCUCGCCGCCUUCUCCUCUGGGGCCAUCACGACAACGGGGAGGAAGUGACGGCGUGGAUGCGGGUGGACUUAACGGCGUUGACCGGAUGUGGCCUCCUUUGACAUUUCAAUACCACCGGGUACCUUGGUCGCCACAAACCGUGGUUUGGUCGACUUGGCGCCGCCAGGAUCUCGGGAGACUUGGAUUGCAGUGUCUGUGUUUACGAGAUGGCCGUGUUUUAUGUCAACGACAACAACGACAAGAAAAAACUAAAACUGCACGGAAGAUUUUGAGCUGACAGCGCGCAUUUGAGACUCGUGCCUCUCCUGUACAGGACACCGCUCACGUUGGAUUCUAUUCUAUUUGGGAUUUAUAUAACGCCCUUUCCAGGGCACUUGACAACACAAGCCGACGGCGGUACACAAGGGGCAAAAGGGGAGCAACGGGUGGGGUGGAGCGGCUGUCAGUGGGAAUAAGGGGGGAGUGUGAUGGUGAAUGAGAGUGACAGAUGGGUGCAUUGUGGAUCAGAGGCAGCAGGGUAUGGGGCACAUGCGUGAAGUGUUGAGAUAGGUGCUAUGGUUGGGCAUGGAUGAGAGCAGGUGAAGGGUGGUAGGGGCAGAGGUGUGGUGGCCGGAUAGUUGAGCUGAUUGAGGAGCACAGCGGAGGGCUGAAGGAACGAUGUGGUUAGGUGCACGUAGAGAAAGCGAGACGUGAGAGCCGGGUCAGGAAUUUGGGUCGUAGGAGGAAGAGAACCGGGAGGCUGGGAGUGGGUUAGAGGCGGGGGAAGGAACCGGUAGAGGUGGAGGCAGUGGAAGAGAGAAAGGACCUCAGGGCAGAGCGAAAGGAGGAAAGCGAGGGGGAGAGUCUAAUGUGUGGAGAGGGAGUUUGUUCCAUUGCAACGGGGCAAGAAGAGAGAAAGAUUGAAAGCGAGACUGGGCGCAAGGGGUUGAAGGAGCAAGUGAGAAAACUGGAAUGUUGAGAUUGGAGGGAGCGUGAAAGGGCACAUAAAGAGGUGAGAGGGAGGGGCGGGGGCAAGACCGUGCAAAAAAGACAGCGGUAAUAGACAGGAAGCGAGUGAAGUUGUCGAAGGAGAGGAGAGCAGUGAGAUGUGUAUGGAAGGUUGAGUACAGUGUGUGUAGCUGCGUUUUGGAUGUGUUGGAGAGGGAUAAAGGCGUAAGUGGGGAGACCGACCAGGAGUUAUGUGCAUCAAUCGAGACGAGUGAAGGCAAGGGGGAGUGUACGAUGAGUUUGGCAGCGGUGGUGGUGAUGAGGGGGCGGAUUUUCCUGAUGUUGUACAGAUGGUAAUGGCAUGUGCGAGUGGUGUUGGCAAUGUGGGAAGUGAAGGAAAGAGUGGACUCGAAGGUAACGCGAGUAAGGGUGGAAGAGUUUGGGAAGAGGCUAAGGGGGGGGGGGGGGGGGUGAAGGAGGGGGGUGAGCGAGAGGAUGAAAAUAAAAACACCGAGGUUUUGGAAGGAUUUAGGGAAAGGAAGUGUUGGGUCAUCCACACUUGUAUGGGUGUCAGGCAGGAUGAGAUGCGGAGGGAAAGAUCGGGGGUGAAUGAUAUGAAGGAGAAGAACAUUUGAGUGUCAUCAGCAAAUGUGAUAGGAAAUAUCCCAGGAAGAAAGAAUAGACUCUCACGUCCAGGCAAAGGUAUCGGCUCCAAGUCGUCAUCGUCGUCAUCGUCGUCAAUAGCCGCGCUUUAUAUUUUCAGUGUCGCUUAGAGUUGCAACUUUAAAAGAAAUAUAUAUUGAGUAUGGAGCGAUAAUUAGCGACAACAAACAAACAUGCAACGGAGUGCUUUCUUUAACAAAAGCCUUAACUAUUUUCCCGUGACGCUACAGGCUGCUGUGUGUAAGGCCAGUGGCCUCGGUGGGCACUUUGUUGGCCGGACGGCGGUCUCUCCUGCGUGGUCUCGUGAGCUCGUGCCCCUGUGGGCGCCUGUGGUGCCACUCUCCGCCGUGACGCCGCGGUGGAGAGUGGUGCCACUCUCCACUGCAGUGCCACUCCGCCAUGGCUGCACUCUCCACUGCAGUGCCACUCUCCGUGCAUCCCGGACCAAGUUUGAGUCGUGGACGGAACGCCGCUCAAAAACAUUGAUAAUGACGGAUAAAAUGGGAAUAUUUUUUUCCCUCUCCGAUUUUAGCUUAGAAAUUAAUUACAAUAGUAAACAUUAACACGCACUUAUAUUUGUUAAGGUUUCAAGCGUAUGUCGGAGUGUUUGCCGUAUCUUGGCUUUGUCUCGUCUCAAUGGUCUUGGCUUGCCGAGCUUGUAGAGGGACCGGCUGUCUCUACGACAGUAGCCACUCGAGUGCCACGCCGCUGAGUGGAUGCUGUGGUGCCACGACGGGACUCUGGCCCCAUGUAGGCCUUUUUGCCGCCCUUAGGCCUUAACUUGGCAGACGAUGGCCUGCAGUCGUCGCUGUGAGCACACGUAGGUUGGCUGGCAACAGUGUUGAAACGUCUGACCGCUACGCACUUGAGCGGCGCACUGAGAUUGCUAUACCGCAAUCAUUACUCCAGCCUUAACGCGAGUGCUCACUUUUUACCCGUAAGUCAAGACCUAGCCAUAAUAAAUCAUUUCCCAUUGCUCUGCCGUCACAUUCAACUUUGCGCUUACCCUACUAUCCUAAUCCGAACCCGUGUAUUUUGUAACCCAGGUGAGAACUCGUAAGAGACCAGCAUCGUCUCAUUUGCAAGUGAGACCCGGGUCACCAAUAUAACCCUAACGGUAGUUGAAACAACGACCGCUACAAUAACACUAACCCAAACAUAAGUCCCUAACGCAAUGGUCACCCAAACUAAAUCUACGGCCACCCGCAAUUGCCCCUACCCAACCCGUAGCCCGACCUAUAACGAUGGCCUUGGAUGAUGUUAACAUUUUUGCAAUGAAGAGGGCCUCGAAACCAUAUCUGGCUGAAUUGGCGUCGCCUUUCCGUAUCCUCCAUGGCGAUCACGACGGCACGUGCUCACCCGCACAGCUCUGGUCCGCUGCGGACUGAGAGCCCGUUCACCUGCGCUGUACCGACCAGACGGGCGACGAUUUCCUUCUCACUGCCUUGUGCGGUUCGCCUAUGGCCACUGAGUGAGUCGUCGCGAGGUUUGUGAACCCAGCGAGAGGGCCCUGCCCAGUUUUCCCACCGCAGCCGCCUGUGAACUGUUGUCAGGCCACGUUGGUGGUGUAGCAUGCCUGGAAUGGGUCCCCCGGUGGAAAGAAUGUGUGAAGAAACUCCAUCGCAGGUUCCAUUUUCUAGAUUAUUUGUUUCACGAUAACAUUUACAAGGCGAGCGUACGACUCACAAGUUUCACAAGGCUAUCUGCAGCCCCGGUGGUUUCCACCAGAUUAAUCUCGAACAGUCCUUCUUGAUGGUUUCCACCAUGUAGAUCUCCAACAGUUGGCCCCGAUGUCGUCCACCUGCAGUCAUCCUCGAGCCAGAGCCUCGAGCGUGGACCUCGCUGCCCCUUGUAUACCCACUCAGCCACGCCCUGGUAACUUCCAGCACUUUCCUCCGGUAGAUUCCUCCGGCAGACUCCACCUGUCUUCUACUUCACUUGUGUCCACCCAUUUCCACUCACUCCACUAUAACACUUGCCAUGUACAGUAUUCUACAAAUAUAAUGGGGGGGGGGGGCGGUCGCCCAAUCUCUGAUUUGCCCGCUCUUCGUAGUCUUGAUGCCUUUGGUCCGUGGGGCCUACAUCAGCGGUGGGCAACUGACAUCUCCCAAGCCGCAUGCGACUCUUUAAUCCACGACAUGCAGCUCUAUCGAAGGGGCAUAACGUGGAACGUACUGUCACAGUAGUAAAGAAUAAUCAGUCUCUCGUGCUGUGCUGAAAACUGUAUAUAUAUACACACACACUAGGCUCUGUGCAGAACUCAUGGGUACGUUUUGGCUCUUGGUCUGUUACAGGUUGGCCACACGUGGCCUAUGCUCUCGACACACCUACGCCGCUCGGCCAUGUGACUCGCUUCGUAACAAACGCUAGCCGCUUCUGAACGGGCAGUCUGGGUGGCUGAUGCUGCACGAACGUAGAUCGGCCUCGCAAAACCAACACCACCCAGCCAGGGCUGUGCAUUCUCAGUGCAUUCUACAAUCCACACAAGCCGUCACCCAACAGUGGGACAUCUUUAGCCCACAGGCCGUGACUUCUUUUUAUAUGGCCCGUGGCCACGUGAAGGCCACCACUUACAAAUCGGCCUGCAAAUAUAUAUUCAUCUGUCACUGCAAACAUCUUGGGGAAUAUUUUCAACCUGGCAAUCUUCCUCGUUGGCUCGCUGAUGUUCAUGUAGCGCAACAGGCUAUCGUUUUUACAUUGACACGAUUGAGUCGGGUAAUUGCGUCGAGGAGUAGCAGAGUCGUGCAUCGCCACUGGGAGGAUGCCUCCUUGGUAUUUGUGAAUUGGGAAGAUGGCAGCCUCCACGCGGCUCGCUCUAUUGAGUGAGAAAUCGCCACGAAUGCCCUUAAACCCGGUGACUAACAUCGAGCGACGAUCUCCCGGUCUCCAGAACAGCGACUCGCUCAACCUUGCCAUAACGCCGUGUUUGUAACUUUAGCGACGCUCGGUCAUUUCUGUCGCUGCACGGGCCUCCCUUUAUACUCGGUCGACACACACGCUAAUAUUUGCAUUCUUUUUUAUAUAUAUAAAGCUAAGCUUUGUGUCGAUGUACGUUUUGCCUGCUGAAGGUAUUUGAACGUCCCGUUCGGCCCUGCGCAGGAAAAAAAGGUUCUCUGCUGCUGCGAUCGGCCAAAAACUGUGGCCAGAGACAAACUGGCAUUGGCCACGUGGCCGGGAUAGGCCCCUCACCGCGGGCAGCACUUGGUUCGUUUUUGUUUGUAGUGUUUUUGUGCUUCAGCUGCUGUUGAGCAAUGAGGGUUUGUAUUAAAGAGCCAGCGGUGAGUGGUGGCUUAUCUGGGUCAAGUGAGGGGUUCAAUUCCACCCGUUUCUGCCUCCUGUACGUCCUCUGUGUCGCUCGUGAUUUCGGUGCAGUAAAAUAAACUCCCAGUCACCUGAA
Molecule: messenger RNA, 10470 nt
Organism: Petromyzon marinus (sea lamprey)
Lineage: Eukaryota; Metazoa; Chordata; Hyperoartia; Petromyzontiformes; Petromyzontidae
Biological process (GO): negative regulation of DNA-templated transcription
Cellular component (GO): nucleus; PRC1 complex
Molecular function (GO): zinc ion binding; histone binding; chromatin binding
Source: RefSeq, a predicted model, not a curated record